AUGGUGCAGGCGCGCGCGCGCGGACGAAGUCGGGGCCGUGGUCCCCGGCCACGUCGUCCUGAUCGAUAUGAUCGAUAUGCCUUCUCAGAUCCUCAUCUCCAGCCCGAUGCUUUUGUAACGGGGUCUACGGAUUCUGACACGAGCGAGACGACAGACAGGCAAUCUGACUCGGAAGACGUGGGAUCGACUUCCGACUCCUCGUCCGCCGAGGACGAUGGGCUAGGUUCGGCCACGGACCUGGUCACAUCGGUGCCUGUUGCAAUGUGGGACUUCCAGCACUGUGACCCGCGGCGCUGUAGCGGCAAGAAGCUGUCUCGCCACGGCCUCAUCAAGGAAAUGCGAGUCGGCCAGCGAUUCCGCGGGAUCGUACUUACGCCGCAUGCCACGCAGGUGCUGUCUCCGGCCGACGGGCCGAUCCUGCGGGAGUAUGGCGUAGCCGUAGUCGAGUGCAGCUGGGCGCGUCUCGACGAGAUACCCUUUUCAAAAAUCAAAAGCCCGCAUGAGCGACUUCUCCCGCGCCUCAUGGCAACGAACCCUGUCAACUAUGGCAAGCUGUUCAAGCUAAACUGCGUAGAGGCCCUUGCUGCGGCCUUCUACAUCUGCCAGGCGCGCCCACAGGGAGACCAGCUGCUGGCCAAGUUCGCUUGGGGCGAAAACUUCCCUGCUGUGAACCAGGCGUACUUGGCCAAGUACCGCCGGUGUCGCAGUGCUGCAGAGGUCGUUGCUGCCGCCGAUCAAUUCGCCGCGGACGAAGAGUUGGAGCGACAAGAGCGGCGCCUGGCUUCUGCGCAGCUUGACGGCUACGGUGCUAUUCCAUUGCCGCCCACAGAGGACGAACAAGAGGACGACGAGGGCUCUGGCUCCCGUUGA
This is a messenger RNA of Malassezia sympodialis ATCC 42132, 870 nucleotides long. RefSeq names its product ribosome biogenesis protein TSR3 (gene TSR3). The record is from RefSeq and is a predicted model, not a curated record. Gene Ontology annotation, biological process: maturation of SSU-rRNA. Gene Ontology annotation, molecular function: rRNA small subunit aminocarboxypropyltransferase activity. NCBI's taxonomy places the organism in Eukaryota, Fungi, Basidiomycota, Malasseziomycetes, Malasseziales, Malasseziaceae.